UCCUGCUCCCUCUUGCCAUUACUCUCCCUCUCUCGCACUUUGUUAUUUUCCUUUGCCAUCAUCAUCGUCAGCUUCUUCGUCUCUAUACCCUUCUCACCCCACCUUUCUUUCCCUCUUCGCCCCACCUCUGAGCUUGAUGACACCAAUCUUUGCCUGCAAUUCCGAGCCUUCUUUUUCUUUCUUUCUUCCCCUUGGUUCCUCCCACAAGUCGCCAACUGUUACAUUUUCCUUCCUUUUCUUUCUUUUCUUCUUUAUGGGCACCCUUCGUUUUGCCUACCCUCUUUCCAAUUCCAAACAUUCUAAGUCCCUGAUUCUGUUUUUCUGGGUUAACGGGGUCUGGAAUUUCUGCUAAUACUUCGUAAUUUUAUGGAGCUCAGCUUUUGGUCCCGCUCUUGUUUGCAUAGUUUCCAGCCGUUAUAAUCCAACCUGGGUUCAUUUUUUUCUUUUUAUCGUUUUAAUUCUUUGUCAUUCGGUGAUUUGAGCGUGUUCAGUUCUUACAAUGCUGCCUCAGCAGCAAAAUCCGCCCGAGACUUCGCAUUCUCUGCAGCAAAAAAAUGGUCUCGACGACAAGAGCUUGGAAAGAGAUAUUCAGUCCUUCUCCAUAAGGCAGUAUGCUCUUGCAUCUCGUCAAAAUGAUAUCUAUUGUAACUGGCCAUUUCCGGAGAAAUACUUGCAAAUCUGUUUUAAACACGGUAUCCACAAUGUUUUACCACCCUUUGAACCCCGAGGUUCUGCUAUUCUAUCACUCAGACAGGGUGCAAGUUUCAAGUGUUCUGGAAAAGAUAAUGAAAAGGAUAAUUCCUUUGACGAUAGAGUGCAAGAUUUUGUUGGGCAGGAGAAACUUUUCAAAUAUGAGUGUGAUUCAUACUCUUAUGAAGAAAUAUCAAAACGUUCCAGCCAGGAUUGCCAUUUAUCCCUUUCUAGUAGCUGUAAGUUUGAAGAGAGCAACCACAUUACUUCUGAUCUUGCUUCUUCUGUCAUAGUUCCCAAAGUUCAACCUUCAAUUACAAUGCCUAGUUUGCACCUUGAUGUUGAUCAGAAUAGUCAAUCACAGACUUUCACAAAGAUGUUGAUGCAUAAGCUAAAAAGGCGUAAAGGGAAACGUAAGAAACGGUCGAUGGUGGAUAUUUUAGCUGUGGCAAAGAAUUGUACUUUGGAGGAUCUUUACAGAAUUAACAGAAUAUUGGGAUGUGGUUCAGAAAAACCUCUGGAACAUGGGAGUGAAGGAAAGGAUGCUGAGAAUAAUUGUGAAUCUGAGCUGACAAAUGAGUGCUUGGACAAGAGGCUUCAAAGGGAUGAUUGUGAACCUGUGACUGUAAAUGCACUCAGUAAAAAGCAGUUGGUACUAAAGUUCAAGUUCAGUGGACACAAACCCAAUUAAUGAAACAGACAAACAGUUCGGCAGCAUAUACCAAGGUUUCAGGUGCUCUUAGUUGAUUAUGAAGCUAUGAUCAGACGAUCUUUCUAAUUUCUUUUAAACCCCAUAUGGUCCUUACGAGGCAGUUGGGCUCAUGUGGUUGUGCAGCUCCAAGCACCAUGUACAAUGCCGAGGGGUAGAGAAAGGGAGG
This is a messenger RNA of Juglans microcarpa x Juglans regia, 1568 nucleotides long. RefSeq lists its product as uncharacterized. The transcript has 3 exons. Lineage: Eukaryota; Viridiplantae; Streptophyta; Magnoliopsida; Fagales; Juglandaceae. The record is from RefSeq and is a predicted model, not a curated record. Bases 500 to 1381 code for a protein of 293 amino acids.